This is a messenger RNA of Thalassophryne amazonica, 2256 nucleotides long. RefSeq names its product mitochondrial E3 ubiquitin protein ligase 1b (gene mul1). The record is from RefSeq and is a predicted model, not a curated record. The transcript is spliced from 5 exons. Gene Ontology annotation, molecular function: ubiquitin-protein transferase activity. The coding region runs from base 133 to 1191 and encodes 352 amino acids. NCBI's taxonomy places the organism in Eukaryota, Metazoa, Chordata, Actinopteri, Batrachoidiformes, Batrachoididae. Gene Ontology annotation, cellular component: mitochondrion. Gene Ontology annotation, biological process: organelle organization; protein ubiquitination.
GGCAGCAUUAUGCUACGCCAGCGUACAGCCUGCCGGAAUCUAUUAGAAGAAGAACUGCAGGCUAGGCUAACGUUUUGGACGGAUGCGCGGACAGCUGUCAACUCAUGAAAAGAGACUUAUUGAGGUUACAGGAUGGAUACCAGUGGGAAACCCUCAACUGUACAAAUCGUGGUAUUAGCUACCAGCACAGCCCUGACUGCAGCCUUUUAUUACAUGUACAGAAGCAGAGCUGCAACAGUUAUCAAAUUAAAAGAAGCAAAGAAAGUCCCCAUUGACCAGGAUUUGCAAAACUUCUUGUCGGAAACCCCGGGAAAAUGUGUCCCAUAUGCUGUCAUAGAAGGUGUAGUGAAAUCUGUGAAGGAACAUCUGAGCAGCCAGUUUGUCGACAACUGCAAAGGUGUCAUUGACAGACUGACCCUGAAAGAGAAGAAGAUGGUGUGGAAUCGUACAACUCAUCUGUGGAAUGACACGGAGAAAGUCAUCCACCAGCGCACCAACAGUGUUCCUUUUGCCCUGGGUUCACAUGACGAAGAUGUUAUUACCACAGUUCGAGUCGUACGUCCACUGGAGGCUGAAGAAUUGGAUCUGGAGACUGUGUACGAGCACUUUCACCCCACUGCCCAGUCCUUGUCCAAAGCCAUCGGCCACUUUAUCAGCGGGGAGAGACCUAAAGGCAUCCACGAGGCUGAGGAGAUGUUACGGUUGGAUGACAGCCUCACAGGAGUAGGAGAGCUGGUCCUGGAUAACAACGUAAUCAAGCUACAGCCACCAAAGCAGGGUUUCUCUUUCUUCCUCAGUCGGGUGGACUACGAGUCUCUGCUGAGGAAACAGGAGAAGAGCGUCAGGCUGUGGAAGAUUCUGACUAUCAUCUUUGGCGUUGCAGCCUGUUCCACUGUUUUGUUCGUCCUGUGGAGGCAGUAUGUGGAGCACAGAAAGAGAAAGGAGCAGAGGAGCAUGUUUGAGGAGUUCAGGGAGCAGCAGAGGCAUCGCAUGAGGGAACUGAACAUGGAAGAAGACACCGUGGCUCCAAACGUCUGCUCUGUCUGUCUGGGUGGUGAACGCUCAUGUGUGUUUCUGUCCUGCGGCCACGUGUGCACCUGCACCCAGUGUUACGAGGCCCUGCCACAGCCGAAGAAAUGCCCCAUCUGCAGGGCAGUUAUAGACAGGAUGGUGCCUCUUUAUAACAGCUGAUGUGCAUGUCCACGUUCUUCUGUCACACAGUGAGAGGAAACUGUGAAACAUCAUUCAGGGCUUUUGAAUUGUUUUUGAGUAUUUGGGAGGUCAGACAUCAAGAAGAUGUUCUGAAAUCUGAACUUACUUUACCUCGAACAUUGCUUGAAAGUCUAAAUGAAGUCUGAUGCCUUAAGCCGGUUUCCCAUUGCCAAGUCUGGGUUUUCCUUCAAAUUACCUUCCUGAUUCCAAAAAUGAAGAAAUUGGGCCUAAUUGAUUACAGUAGCAGUCUAAAGUUGUCAUAUUAUACAGCAAGUUAGUGCCGACUACAAGCGAUACUGAACGCAGCCCACAACACAAGUGCUGCUGGUCAUCCUCACAGUGGUGCUAUGUGCAGUUAUAACAAGACAUUACUCCGGAGAUAAAAUGUAUCCAUUAUUAACAUGAAAAACUGUCUUCUGCAGAAGAGUCCGUCAUACUUAUCGUGGGAUUAUGGAUGUAUAUUACAUUUCCAGAGGAGAUUUUAUUGCAGCAGUGUGAAAAUGGCCAGCCAGAGAGUGCGGGGGUCAGUGUAUGUGUAUGCAGGGCUACGAGGCUCGCUCCACAAAUAACACAGUCUGUACUGUAUUUUAACACUGUAGUUCCAGCUUCUAAUAACACACUGCCCCACGACCGCUCUGGGUCAGUCUGUUCUUUCCACACUGCUCCAUCACAUCAGACUAAUUGCUUUGCAUCAUGAUGUCAUCACAUCACAAUGUUUUUUUUUUUUGUUUUGUUUUUUUUAAACAUGUUUAAAACUUUCCCAAUGUGUUUUGGCUCAAAAUGAGCUGCAGUGCCACUUCUGGCAUUUAUUGAUGUCUAUUACACCGCAUUUUACACACCGACUGGGGUUUUUUGUGACACAAACAAAGCCAGUUGGGUAUCAAAUAUUGGCAAUGGGAAACUGUCUAUACAUGUGCAAUAAAGACCAAGUAAGCUAUGAAUAACAAAAACACCAUUUAGAAUUAAAGGCAUUUUUUUAAUGUCCAUGAUUACUUGCAUUGUCAGUUUAGAACCCAAACAUUCUUUUGAAAUUAGAAUUCACUG